Molecule: messenger RNA, 1212 nt
Organism: Dimorphilus gyrociliatus
Lineage: Eukaryota; Metazoa; Annelida; Polychaeta; Dinophilidae
Source: the annotation of a GenBank genome assembly
AUACAGGCAAUUGAGACGUGGAAUAAAACAGACUGCUGUGCGAAAAUGUCGAAAUCUGUUACAGCGUUGAACGACGAAGACGCUAGAAUUUAUAAGAUGGUAGUUAUAGGGGACGGCGCGGUUGGUAAAUCUGCUUUAACUAUCCAAUUCUUCCAAAGAAUGUUCGUAGAAGAGUAUGAUCCUACAAUAGAAGAUAUGUAUGUUAAACACGCAGUUGUUGACGGAGAAAAUUGUGUCCUUGAUGUUCUAGACACGGCCGGCCAGGAAGAGUACUCAGCUAUGAGAGAGCAAUAUAUGAGUCAGGGGGACGGCUAUUUAUUGGUCUACUCAGUUACCGAUGAGAGGAGUUUCCGAGCCAUCAAGAGGUUUCAUAGUCAGGCUCUUCGCGUUAAGGACACCGACUCAUUUCCGAUGAUUCUAGUCGCUAAUAAGAUCGAUUUAAAUAGCUUUAGAAAAGUCUCCAUCGAAGACGGCGUAGAGCUGGCCAAUAAAUUUUCGAUACCCUAUAUAGAGACUAGUGCGAAAAAUCCACCUAUAAACGUUGAAGAAGCCUUCUAUUCUCUAUUUGAAGUAAGAAACGAAAACGAGAAGACUUAUUCAACAAUGGCAAGUCCUAGUUCAAGAAGAGCAGAUAAAUCAGGCAUAGCAGCCGAUAUUCAAAGAAAGCUUACCGAAAAAUACGAUGUUGCUGCUGCUCAAAAAGUAUUAGAUUGGAUGCAAGAACUUAUUGGGAAUAAUAAUUCUUUUCCGGAGGCUGCAGAUUCUUCAUGCAUUGGAAAGGCGUUCAAUGAUGGCACUAUUCUUGUUACUUUGGCUAAUGCAAUUCAAGAGAAUGCCAUACCUGCUAAAUAUGCUAAACCUUCUACCAUGGCUUUCAAGAAGAUGGAAGCUAUCAAUAUGUUUAUACAAUUUUGCAGAAAUUAUGGUGUCCCCGAUCACGAGCUAUUCGAAACUGUUGAUUUGUACGAAGAACAAAAUAUGGUUCAAGUUAUGACAUGCCUUGAAAGUUUAGCAAGAAAAGCCAAAAGUAAAGGUGGACCAGGUUUUGGACCAAAAGAGGCUACAAAAAAUCAAAGAAACUUUAGUCAAGAAGUUUUGGAUCAAAGUAAAAGUGCUUUACCGCUGAAUUCUAGUGGAACUAACAAAGGCGCAAGCCAAUCGGGAAUGUCAUUCGGAAAUCGUAGACAUGUAACAAACGAUGGAAAAUUCUAA